GUAGCAGUGGAUGGGGUGGAGCCGCUGGGUGGGGUCUGGGACCGGCAGCUGGGAGAAACCAAAAGGAAGAAAAAAGAAAACCAUUGCCCCUGAUAUCGCUAAUGCCUGGCGGAGAAAGCUAGCCAGAAGGGGAGGAAAAGGGGGGGUUUUAGAUCUCACCUCCACUCCUAUCCACGGUCAACUCUCUCAAACCCUUCUGUCUCCUUUGGAGAUAAUUAAAAUCGAGUAUACACCGGCCCUCGUCGGUGCCCAUUCCCUCUAACUCUCCACUGAAGUAGGUUUGUUGUACGAGGGAGUGAGGACCCCCGAGUCCGUCAGCUCAACCCCAGCCCCGCCCCGUCCGUUGGCCCUGGCCCCAGGCUGGGUGGAGAGGAUGCCUUCGGAGGCGCAGAAUGCGAAAGCUACUGCCGCUCAGAAGGGAGUGGUCUGCCUGAGCAAGACGUCUACUGCCGUCAGUCAGUCCGGGAGAAGUCUCAGUGAAGUCUCGGCUCGGAGAUCCUGGUGUCUACUUUCUCCGCUCUCUCCGUAAAGCUUCCAUCCCCAGUCUCUCCUCCGGCAUCAGCAGCCCUUCUGCCCCGUCUUUGCCAAAGCCCAGGAUAUGGAUCAACUCAUGAACAACUUGGAGGCCCAACUUAAUUCAGAAGGUGGCUCCAUGCAUGUAUUCAAACAGGUCGCUGGCUCUGUUCAGAUCAGAGAUCCCCCAAAGACAGCAGACAGAGGUAACAUGACAUCUCUACCAAUUCUGGCUGCCAACCCUAUGGAGAACCCAGCACUGUUUAGUGACAUCAAGAUUGAGCCCCCAGAAGAACUUCUGGCUAAUGAUUUCAACAUGCCCCAGGUGGAACCAGUAGACCUCUCCUUUCACAAGCCCAAGGCUCCUCUCCAGCCUGCCAGCAUGCUGCAAGCUCCAGUACGUCCUCCCAAGCCACAGCCUGCUCCUCAGACUCCUGUAGUGUCCACUUCGACAUCUGACACAGGCACUUUAGCAAACAUCCCUACCGUUCUGACCCCAGGCUCCAUUCUGGCCUCCUCUCAGGGCGCCUGUGGCCAGCAGAUUUUGCAUGUGAUUCACACCAUCCCCUCAGUCAGUCUGCCAAAUAAAAUGGGUGGCCUGAAAACCAUCCCAGUAGUGGUGCAGUCGCUGCCUAUGGUGUAUACUACUUUGCCUGCAGAUGGGAGCCCUGCAGCCAUUACAGUGCCACUCAUUGGAGGAGAUGGCAAAAAUGCUGGAUCAGUGAAAGUUGACCCCACUUCCAUGUCUCCACUGGAAAUCCCAAGUGAUAGUGAAGAAAGUGCAAAUGAGAGUGGAUCCUUGGCCUUACAGGGACUACAGCAAGAAUCAGCAGCAAUGACUCAGAUGCAGGGAGAAGAGUCCCUUGACUUGAAGAGAAGACGGAUCCACCAAUGUGACUUUGCAGGAUGCAGCAAAGUAUAUACCAAAAGCUCUCACCUGAAAGCCCACCGCAGAAUCCAUACAGGAGAGAAGCCUUAUAAGUGCACCUGGGAUGGCUGCUCCUGGAAAUUUGCUCGCUCGGAUGAGCUUACCCGCCAUUUCCGCAAGCACACAGGCAUCAAGCCCUUCCGGUGCACAGACUGCAACCGUAGCUUCUCUCGCUCUGACCACCUGUCCCUGCAUCGCCGGCGCCAUGACACCAUGUGAGCUCCACAGUCCACACUUAGAAGAGCUAUUCUAGUCUCAUUCCUGUGUGUGUACUGAGGUUAUAACCAUCUUUUCCACUUUGACUUCAGCAUGCCUCUGGGAUGGGGUUGGAGCAGCUCACUGAGCCAGGUUGAUGAGACUGCUUUUCCAUGGGGGCUCCUCAUAUUCCAUCUUCACCUCUCCACCAUCCACUCCCCAGUUUUAUCAACCACCUCAUAGGUUGAAUAAAAGUACGGCACCCAUGGUUGGAGAUGGGACAUUUUUUCCUACAAUAACAAAAUGGGAAUCCAACUCAAGGCUGUGAAAAAUACAUAUGCUGCUUUUUUUCCCCCUGUUUUUUCCUCUUCUUUUUCUGAGAAUUCUUAUCCAUAGUAUUUUUUUUUUUGAAUCCGUACUUAAGAGUGGUUGGUAACUUUUAAAAUAAAAUUUUUUAAAGACAGAAGAGAGCAUAGCAGUAUACUUCAUUGGUAGAAUGGAUUUGGUUCCUGAGCAUAGGACACAUUCUCAGUGAAUAAACUGAGUCCCAUACAAAACUGAAAGGCUUUGUAAAUCCAAUUCUGUUUGUUCUUACAGUUUGGUUUUCAGACAGUGCAGGUGCUUUUGCUUCCUAAGUCCAUCAAAGGAAAUGAAGGGAUUUUUUUGUCUGUCUCCUUCUCCUUCUCCCUUCUCUUUAAGAUUAAAGAUUUUACAGCACAAUCACAUUGUUAGGUUAAAUAUGUGUUAGGACAAAUAUUCAAAGCACACAUCAACAUGCCAGUAAGGUGAAAGGUGUUUCAGGAGAGUGUGUUGGAUCAUGAUAGAAAGAAGCAGAACUAAGAUAAUCCAGAAAACAAAUAGAGGAAGACUUUCAUUUGGAUAUGAUACUAAAAGUGCUGUGAUCACAAACCUCAUUUGAAGGGCAGCCUGUUGAGACAGUGUCUUAAGGGGCUGUACUGUACUGUUUAUUCUUUUGUUUACAUAAAGCAACUAUUAUAACGCAUGAUGAGAAAUCAUACACUGGGGCCAUGUUAUAGAAAGCUAAGGGAUUGUAGAAAAUAUUUGUUCAUUCCAUGGCAUUAUUAGCAUGCAUUCCUCUGUUUCAAUUGGAAUAUAAGAGGCUUUUAGUGAAAAGUGAAAUACAAAAAGUAACUCAAUGUUCUGCAACUGCUAUGAACACCUAAGCCAUUUCUUUUAGCCAUACAGCAUGUUGCAUAAUAUACACAUUUGGUUACCAAAUCUUACUAUUUCAUAAUAGUCUCUGAGACAUAAAAUCUUGUGUUCUAAGCUCUAGACUUCAGAUCUACCUCCACAUGGCAUAUUUCCUCUCUCUGGGGGCAAUGGGAGUUUGCAUCACUUAACUUUGGACUUAGCUUCUCUCCUAAACGUUGUCUUCAUAUGGACCCCCUUUUUCCUUGGCAGAUAUUCAACCAGUCCCUGCUUAAAUACUUUAGGUUACUACCUCCCAAGGUUUAUCCAUUCUGAAUAAAUAAUAGAAUUCUAGCACCAAUAAGGGAUACUAUUAACCAUCUAGUCUUACCCAUCAUACAUAUUUUACAGAUGAGACAAAUACGGGUCAUAUUCUUUGUCCAGAUUUUUCCUUGAAGCCUUAUAAACCUGUACACCCUUUCUUCCAGGGAUCACAUUAUUAAACCAAAUUAGAGAAAACUUUACAUAAUUGGUUGCAGUAUUUGUCCAAUUUUAUGUUAUGCUUCAGAAAACUUUAGACCACUCACAAAAUAAUUUACAGUUGAUUAAAUAGUAAGUAAAGUGUGCCUGUGGUCAUUGACGUACAACAUUAGGCACACAAUUUUUCUCUUCUAACACUUUCUAUAAUAUCUCAAAAUUGAUUUACCUCACUUAAACCUACCAUGUCCAGCUCAUAAACCUUUAUAAAUUUAAGGCCUGCCUGUAUUUUUCAAAGCGACGUGUGGAUUUUUAUUAUUCUCAUUGUUAUUUUGAUAUAGAUUUUCCUUUGACUUUUGACUUUUGGUAUGUAAGUUUCACACUGUAGAAUGAAAGGGAACUUUUAUGUAGCUCUAAGACACAUUGUUAAAGGUAAAUUACCAUCAUAUGUAUUGUCUUAAGUUUAUAAUUGAGUAGUUGAUAUGGUAUUUCACAGUAGAGUCCAAAGACUUACGCAUUUUCUCCAGAGUUUGUAUCCUGAGACAACCUUUUCCAGAGUUCAUAACUGUCUUGUGCCCCCCAGACAUCAGGAUUUUUUGCAUUGGAGCAUAUAAUUUAUUAAUACAUAAAGGAUAUUAAGCAUACUAUUAUACUAACUAGAAUGAUCAAAUUAAAGUUCCAAAUAUUGACAUCCUUGACGCCUCUAAGCUUUUAUUCAAUUUUUUUUUCUGCUAAGUAAUGAGGGACUUUUUUACUGCUUUAUUAAUUGUCUAUAGUCAGGCAACAGUUUUAAUCCUAUUCUCAUUGUCCUCUCCCUUCCAAAUAACAAUAAAAUUAUUCUAAUCAUUAUACAUUUUUAAGUAAUGUGUUAAAAUUUAUUAAGAAUAUUUCAUACCAUACAGUGAUUCAAAUACAGUACACUACAGUAGUGCACCAAAAGCAUAUAGAAUUUUGUUAGACAGUAAGACGAAAAGGAACCAUAUCUCUUAAGUGGCAUUUAGGGUUCAUUGAACAUGCUGUGCUCACAUCAGCAAAGCACCAUUGUGUGGAUAGUUGCCUAAGGUAUGGAAAAUGGCCUUAUUUGAUGUGGUUGGAUAAUAACCUGGGAUUUGUUGCAGUGGAGUUCCUCCAUCUGUAGAUACUUGUCAGCUGAACAUUAUUAUUGAUAAUUAUGAUUGGAAAAUUCAGGAAAAGCUGAAGAAUAUGAAUUGGCUGGGUAGAUUAGGGGGAAUGAAUUGUGGGUAAGAUAGAAAGGUUGGUGAGGGUAACUUCUUUUUAAAUAAAAUGUUUAUUUUGGAACAGUUGUAGAUAUAUGGAAAAAUUGUGAAGAUUUUACAGUUUCCCUAUACCCAACAUCCAGGUUUUUUCUAGUAUUCACAUCUUUCAUUAAUAUGGUGCACUUGCUAUAAUUAAUGAAGUGAUAUUGAUACAUUAUUAACUCAAGUCCAAAUAUUCAAAUUUCCUUAAUUUUAACCUAAUAUCUUUUUUGGGGGGUCAUUCUACCAUCCCAUUCAAGAUACUGUGUCACAUUUACUGGUCCUAUCUCCUUACACUUCUCUUAAUUGUCAUGGUUUCUCAGAUUUUCCUUUUUUCCUAUAACUUUUAUGGUUUCGAGGAGUAUGUCCCUCAACUGAGAUUUGUCUGAUUGCUUUCCUCAUGAUUCAACUGAGGUUAUGGGUUUGGGGGAGGAAGAGCGUAGAGGUAAACUGCUAUUUUCAUGACAUCAUAUUAAUAUGACUUAUACCCUUGAUGUUAACCUUGAUUACCUGGCUGAGAUAGUGUUUUGUCAGCUUUCUCCUCUGUACUCUCUACUCCACAUCCCAUACUGUACUCUUUGGAAAGAAGUCACUAUGUGCAGCCCACACUAAAGGAGUGCUGAGUUGUGCACCAUAUUCUUGAGUGUGUCUACAAAAAAAUUAUUUGGAAUUCUUCAUGGGAGAUUUGACUCUUCUCCCUCAUAUAUUUAUUUAUGCAAUCAUUUACUUGUAUCAGUAUGGACUCACAUUUACUUUGUACUUUGCUUUAUAAUCCAAUAAAAUUUUAUGUUGUAUGCUCAAAUUGUUCUAGCUUUGGCCAUUGGGUGCUUUUUUGGGGUUGACUCCUGAGUAAUUUUGACAGACCCUCGUCAUUUUUUUAGCUUAUACUUAUUUGCUGGCACUACAAGAUGCUCCAGGCUCAUCUUGUAUAUAUUUUUGACCCUCUCCUAUGCUCAGCCAUUUCUUUAAGGAGUCUUAGUUCCUUUUAAUGGAAGAUUGUAUUAGAAACCAAGAUCUGGGUAUUAGUUAUGCUUGUUGCUCCUGGGCCAUGUUGCUUCUAAGCCAUCUUAGCUAACAGAGCAACAAACUAUAUGUGAAUACACUAACCCCUGUAUAAAUACACAUAUCUACAAAUAUUUCUAUAUGUAAUUUUUCAUAUCUUUAUUAAGACAAAUGUGAGUUCAUACUGAUGUGUCCAAUGGCAAUCCAUUACCAAAUGAAUCAUCUAGCCUUUUCCCUUUGCUUAUGUGUAAUCUUCCACUCAAGCAGUGAGAAACAUGGCACCUACAUUCUGACAUGUAUUUCCUUAAUUGUGUAAUUAUAAUAUAAAUGUAUAGCACUGUUUGAAUUUGUAAUCUAUGCACUGUGGAUACAACUAGAACACAGUGCUUAUGUGUAUGGUAGUAACAUUUAAAAACUCCCAACACCUCUUUGAAACAGUGAUUUGGAAAAUUUAGAAAUUAGGGAAUUCCUUGCCCCAGGAAGUUGUGGGUCUAUCCUGCCUGCAAAAAGUUUCCUCAAGAAACAAACCAUUGGGAAUUGACCUAACCUUGAAUAAGCCUAGGGAGUUUAUUGAUCCCCCACAUAGUGUGCUAAUAGUUACAUAGAGAGAUGGACACAGAAGAAAUUAAGUGUGUCCAGUUUAGAGAAAAAUGUAGCAUUAUCCUUUCUCACUGGCAAAUACAGCUCUCUGACAAUAAGGGUGCUACCCUAAGUUACCUCUCUUCCAUAUUUUUCCAUCUUUCAUAUGGUUGACCUUAGGCAAGUCACAUCACCUCUCUGUGCCUCAGUUAACCCAUCUGUAAAAGAGGGAUCUAAAUAUCUACCUCACAGGAAGGUUGUGAGGAUUCUUAUUAAUGGAUGUUGGCAAAAAUGAUGGGAGAUCCUUAAAUGAAUAAAAAGUAUUAUGAUCAUCACUAUGAUGAUAAUUAUAGUACCCUAUAUAUUUACUCUAGAAAAAGGGAGGAUUCUGGGUGAUAUAGAGCUAAAUUUGAGUCAGUAAUAAGGGUAAUUGAAGAGUGGUUACUGGAAGCAAUAUUAUUUUCUCUCCUACUUUUACUUUUCCUACAUUCUCCUUUUUACUAACUGUAGGAUUCUCAUCUGUUUCCCUGACUUGAAGCAUAUUAAGGCCUAAAGAGAUAAGUAGGCAAAAAUCCAUUGCUUCAAAAGCUAUAUUCUUCUCAUUUCCUCACUCUGCCUGGACCACAUUACAUGUCACCCUGUCAGAAGCACAAAGGCAAUUUCAGAGCCCUUCAGAUAUUGGCUACUUCAACUUCACCAGUUACAUUUUCUCUUUCCUCACUUUACUGUACUCUGAGCAGUAUGGAUAGGAGGGA
Messenger RNA from Artibeus jamaicensis (Jamaican fruit-eating bat), 6854 nucleotides. It is a transcript of the gene KLF8, whose product is annotated as KLF transcription factor 8. Lineage: Eukaryota; Metazoa; Chordata; Mammalia; Chiroptera; Phyllostomidae. The transcript is spliced from 7 exons. The record is from RefSeq and is a predicted model, not a curated record. Bases 599 to 1660 code for a protein of 353 amino acids. Gene Ontology annotation, molecular function: RNA polymerase II cis-regulatory region sequence-specific DNA binding; DNA-binding transcription factor activity, RNA polymerase II-specific. Gene Ontology annotation, biological process: regulation of transcription by RNA polymerase II.